Messenger RNA from Eurytemora carolleeae, 2303 nucleotides. RefSeq lists its product as uncharacterized. Gene Ontology annotation, cellular component: nucleus. The record is from RefSeq and is a predicted model, not a curated record. Gene Ontology annotation, molecular function: mismatch base pair DNA N-glycosylase activity. The coding region runs from base 108 to 2288 and encodes 726 amino acids. NCBI's taxonomy places the organism in Eukaryota, Metazoa, Arthropoda, Copepoda, Calanoida, Temoridae. Gene Ontology annotation, biological process: base-excision repair, AP site formation. The transcript is spliced from 12 exons.
GCUCUCCCGGCACUGCAAUGGGUUUACAGAUGCGAUGUUCGGCUUUUACUGAAAGAAAAGUGAGUAAAGGAAAAAAUAACUAAUGUAAGAAGAAUUUAAAGGUUAUUAUGAACCCAGGGGGUCCGUUACAACCACCUCAAACAACCUCGAUCACUGCGCCGACAUCGAAUCAGCAAAUAUCGAUAAUUCAACCUUCUCAAAUUCAAAACAACGGCCAGUACUUUUAUCAAAUUGUGAAUCCACAAGUUCAACCUCAAUUUUCAGUGAUCGGUCUUCAGGGACUACAAGGACUGCAAGGACUCUACCCUUAUGGACUUGUUCAGAACGGACUAAAACCCACUCCUGUCCAAGGAUUUCAAGUGUUGCAAGGUCCCCAAAAUGUCUCAAAUCUCCAGCUUGCAAUCCCCCAAUUACAAGCCGUACAUGUUCAAGCUUCCCCGCAGCUGUUCAUCCAGGCAGGAGAGCUGCAGCAUCAGGCUGCCCUCCCACCAGGAGCAGCCAGACUUGGUGAAAAUACAGAUGUAGGAGAAGUGAAAAGACGAAGUUUAUCCAAGCAGAAAAACAAAAAGAAGAAUGAAAAGAAACAAACAAUAAAGAUGGAAGAAGAUGAAGCUGUUAAAGUGUUACCUGACUACCUAAAGAAUAACUUGGAUAUUAUAUUUAUCAACCCGAACCCGUCCCUACACUCUGCCUGGUCUGGUAGAUACUUUGAUGGACCUGGAGAACAGUUCUGGGACGCUCUUUUCAAUGCAGGUCUUGUAUCUAACCCGACAAAAGCUUGUGAUGAUCACAACUUGCUAAAACAAGGAAUUGGAUUUACAAACAUUGUUGCGCGCACAAUCCAGAGCGCGGGAGAAAUAUCCCGUGAAGAGCUGAUGGAAGGAUCCAGGCUGCUUCGUGCCAAACUAAUUAAAUUUAAACCUAAGAUUGCCGUGUUCUACGGUAAACUGAUCUACGAGGUGUUCUCGGGCAGGAAGAAGUUUAUGUUUGGUCUUCAGCCGGAAAAUACACCAGGUUCUGAUAUAGUUGAGUGGGUGAUCCCAAGCACCUGGGCUCGCGGGACCGGUCAACUUAAAGAUGGAGACGAGGUUCCAUAUUUCUCCGCACUUAAGAAAUAUUUGCACUUUCUGAAAGGAAUUCAAACCAGGCCUCCUGACUCUGAGCUAAUAUUCUCGAGUCCCUCUAAGAAACCAUCCUCGAAGAAGGUGCGAGAGGAGUUUAUCCUGCGUAAGGAUGAAAUCCUGAUGGGAGAGUUCAAAAGUAAAGGAGAUUCACCUGAAAAACCUUCUCCUGGGAAAAAGGAGGAAUUGCCGAGUACAUCUGUUCGAAAUUUCAACUCAGGGACUGAAAUCAAAGCUUCUUUAAAGAUGGACGACAGUUCUGAUGAUGAGUUAGAGAUGCCAGUUCUUCAAGCUGAGAUUCCUUUUCCAACCAAACCAGUUCAAACCAACCAAUCUUCUCCACUUCAAUCCAUCAAUCCGGGGCCCAAAUCCAAACCACCGCAUUCCAAACCGAUAAACCAAACUAAUUCUAGCAAACCAACCAAACAAGUUUUCACUCCCAAAACUGAAACUUCUUUUAGUACAAAAUCAUCUUUUCCGCAGACAUCAAAACCAGUGAAUACCAAGAAUCCUAGUCCAAAGAGAAAUUUAACAAAGCAGGAAAGGGAUGAAGGAAGCUCCACUAGUAGUUGGCAGGAGAGCUACGAGAAACCUAAAACCAGUGAGAAAUGUUAUAAAAAACGAAAAAUCAGUCUCUCCUCUUCCUCAUCCUCUGACAGCGACUCCGAAAGGGAGGCUCAAGCUUUGGAGGACACAAAUGCUUUGUUCGAGAAGCUUAUUCAGUCAAACCCUGACAAAAAUUCAAAAUGGGGUUCGGCCUCCAACUUGAAGAAGAUGGUGCCCCCCUCCACCAACUCUAAGGGGAUGGUGUCCCCCUCCUCUAAAGGGAUGAUAUCCCCUUCCUCUAAGGGGGUGGUUUCCCCCUCUUCUAAGGGGGUGGUGUCCCCCUCAACUAAGGAGGUGAUGUCCCCCUCCAAUCGACAAAUCUCUCCUAGAGGAUCACCGUUAAAGAAUUCACCAGACAAAUGCGAAGGAAUGACCUCUAUCUGGGGAAAAGAUGUGUCUUCCUUUGACCUCCCUGAGGACUAUGUCAAGGACUACCUCAAGGAAAAGAAGGCAACAAAGCUUGAGGAGGGGCCGGAGCUUGAACCCACCUUUCUUGAAACCUCUCCUAACCUUCUAAUGAUUGUGCCUCUCAGCUCUAAGGAAUUAGUCAAUAAAAUUUGAAAUUUAACAAGUGUG